AUGGGGGACCCCACGCAGCCACCCGGGGGGACGGCAGAGGCUGGGGGAGAGGCGGGGGGGGAGGCUGCAAAGGGUGCCGGGGGAGAGGCCAAGGGAGGGGAGGACGGUGGGGGUGAGGCCAAGGUGGAAGCAGCGAAGGAUACUGGGGGUGAGGCCAAGGGAGCAGAAGAUGUUGGGGGUGAGGCCAAGGCGGAGGCAGCGAAGGAUGCUGGGGGGGAGACCAAAGGAGCAGAGGAUACUGGGGGUGAGGCCAAGGUGGAGGCUGUAAAGGAUACUGGGGGUGAGGCCAAGGGAGCAGAAGAUAUCGGGGGUGAGGCCAAGGCGGAGGCAGCAAAGGACACCGGGAGUGAGGCUGAGGGGGGGACAGCAAAGGGUGCUGGGGGUGAGGCCAAGUCCGAGGCAACAAAGGAUGCCGGGAGGGAGGCCGAGGGAGCGGAGGCUGCCGGGGGCAAGGCCGAUGGGGAGGCAGCGGAGAAGGCUGUGAUGGAUCCUCCAGCGGCAGAGGCUGCUGGGGGCAAGGCCGAUGGGGAGGCCAGGGGCCUGGAGGAGGCCACGCCACAGGAGAAGGCUGAGCCGGUGGCAGCAGGCGGCCCCCGGGGCCGGCAGGAGCCCACCUGGCUGCAGGACGAGGAGGACGAGCUGUGGCCCGAGUUCCCCCCGUGCUCACCCACCACAGAGGGGGCCACCAGCCCCACGUCCCCCCUCUCUCCCUCAUCCCCUGUGUCGCCCAUGUCCCCUACGUCUCCCCUGUCCCCUGUGUCCCCCACAUCCCCCACAGCUGGUGCUGAGGGCUCGGGAGGCAGCGAGAGGGGUGCGUCCCCAGGGGGGCCGCGGGACCGGGCGCCCCCCAGGGUGGUGGCCGUGGGGAGGCCACGGGCGAGUGCCAAGGCACAGGGGCGCAGCGCCAUCCUGGAGAAGUUUGGAGGGGCAGCCAAGGGCCCGGCCCCGCACCUGAAGCGCCCGGGGGGCGCCGGCUCGGUGAAGGCCAUGCUGCUGGAGUGGUGCCGCGCCAGGACCCGCGGCUACCAGCACGUGGACAUCCAGAACUUCUCGGGGAGCUGGGGCAGCGGCCUGGCCUUCUGCGCCCUCGUCCACAGCUUCUUCCCCGACGCCUUCGACUACAGCGGCCUGGAGCCCCACGACCGCCGGCACAACUUCACCCUGGCCUUCGCCACCGCAGAGGCGCGGGCCGACUGCGCCCCGCUGCUGGACGUGGAGGACAUGCUGCGGCUGGCAGUGCCCGAUGCCAAGUGUGUCUACACCUACGUGCAGGAGCUGUAUCGCAGCCUGGUGGCCAAGGGGCUGGUGAAGACCAAGAAGCGCUGA
Molecule: messenger RNA, 1326 nt
Organism: Cygnus atratus (black swan)
Lineage: Eukaryota; Metazoa; Chordata; Aves; Anseriformes; Anatidae
Gene: SMTNL1
Product: smoothelin like 1
Exons: 8
Coding region: 1-1326 (441 amino acids)
Biological process (GO): actin cytoskeleton organization
Cellular component (GO): microtubule organizing center; filamentous actin
Molecular function (GO): protein binding
Source: RefSeq, a predicted model, not a curated record